AUGGACCUAAACCCAAACCGGUUGUGGGUUGACGGGUGUUUUGAUUUCACACACCACGGUCAUUCUGGUGCGAUCUUGCAGGCGCGCCGGCUUAUCCCACGAGACCAAACCGGAGAGUUGAUAUGCGGAGUGCAUAACGACAAGGACAUUCUCAUCAACAAGGGUGGAAUGCCCGUAAUGAAUGAACGAGAACGGUAUGCGCACACGCGUAGCAACCGCUGGUGUACGCGUGUGGUUGAAAACGCGCCGUACGUGACGCAGGCCGCAGUGUUGGACGCGUGCGGGUGUAAAUACGUGGUUCACGGUGACGAUAUCAGCAACGACGCCGACGGGAACGACUGCUACGGUCCAAUGAAACAGUUGGGCCGGUUUCGUGUAGUGAAGCGGACUGAGGGUGUCAGUACGACCGAUAUCAUUCACCGGAUCCUGAGCGGGUCACGAACGUACACGGACGUGGAUGCGGAGAUCGAGGACGUCCACUUGGACCAGCUCGCGCGGUACGCGACCGCGACCAAUGGGCACGACCCUUGGUGCUACGUGUUCAUGCAUGACUUCGAUCACGUGACCGUCAAGGGCCGCUUUGCGUUCGAUCCACGCAAGACCGUUUACAUCGAGGGCGAUUUUGACCUGUUCCAUGUAGGCCACAUCGAGCAGUUGGCGCGGCUGCGCCAACGUCACAACGCGGACGAUACCCGCGUCGCCGACGGCGUCGCCGACGACGGCUCUGUCCACGUGAUCGUGGGUAUCACGUGCUCCGAAGACGAUUUGCCGUGCAUAAUGACUCUCGCCGAGCGCGCGCUCGGCGUGUUGAGCUGCCGAUACGUGGACGGCAUUGUAUUGGCACCCGUAGCUGGGCUCGCCACGAGCAUACGCUGCCUCGAGCAUUGGCGUCUUGACGACCCCCAAUUGACCCUGGACGGUCAGUUUUCCUACUUGAACCGCCGCGUCGUGCUCGACCGAGUUCUGUCGCAGCGCGACCACUACGUCGCGCGCAACGCCCGUAAGGGCGUUGCGAGCUGA
Molecule: messenger RNA, 1020 nt
Organism: Lachancea mirantina
Lineage: Eukaryota; Fungi; Ascomycota; Saccharomycetes; Saccharomycetales; Saccharomycetaceae
Source: the annotation of a GenBank genome assembly